UCUCUCUCUCUCUCUCUCUCUCUUUUUCUUUGCUUUCUCCUUUUGCAUUGUUUUUCUCACUCACUCCCUCGCCGCUUCUUCUUCUUCUUCUUCUUCUUUACUUUUCUGCUUACUUACAAGAGUUGCAUGUUUCUCUGUCAAAAGACACAUCAUCAGCCAAAACUGCUACUACUUCUCUCUUGGAAAAAUGUCUGCUCCUUCUUCUUGCGGCGGUGUUGGAGGAGGACGAGAAGCUGAUGGUGAAGUGGGUACGACUCUUGCUCCGUCGUCACUACCGCCGCCUCGUCCUAAGUCUCCGCCGGAGUAUCCAGAUUUGUACGGGAAACGCAGAGAGGCGGCGAGAGUUCAGAUGCUCGAGAGAGAGAUUGGUUUUCUCGAGGGGGAAAUUAAAUUUGUUGAAGGUGUACAACCAGCUUCUAGAUGCUGCAAAGAAGUCUCUGAUUUUGUAGCUGCAAACUCUGACCCGAUGAUCCCUGCACAACGGAAAAGUCGAAGAUCCUGCCGGUUUUGGAAGUGGCUCUGUGGUCCGUGUUUGAGCCUAGUGAGUUUCUGUUGUUGCUGCCAAUCCAAGUGCUCGUGCCAUCUUAAGAAGCCCAAGUGCUGCAGCUGUACAUCUUGCAGCUGCAUUGGGUCCAAAUGCUGCGACGGGUCUUGCUGCUCAAACAUUUGUUGUUGCCCGAGACCGAGCUGUCCGAGCUGUCCGAGUUGUCCAAGCUGUUCAUGCUUCAGAGAUUGUUGUUCUUGUCCGGACUUAUCUUGCUGCAUUCCCACCUGUUUCCGCAGUUGCAGCUGCGCUCGACCGUCGUGUGUGAGCAAAAAGAAGAAGAGUUCAUGCUGCAGCUGCACUUGCAAGAUCAGAUGGUCAUCUUGUUGUUUUAAAUGUCCCAAGGUACGACUUAGUUCUUGUUGUUUUUGCAAUUGUAAAAAUCCAUGUUCUAAUCCUUGUUGUUUAGCUUUCUAAACAUUAUUAUUAUUAUUAUGAUAGCUAUUUUCUCUUCUUUAUUUAUUUAAUAUUUGUUGGCAUCAUUAUAGCUUAGCUAUUUUCUAUAAUAGUGAUACUAUCUUUUUUUCUUCUUUAUAUCUUAAAGGAAGAAACUCUUUCUUGAUUUUUGUAAUAAACUUGUGAAUAUUUGUCCUUUUGUAAGUGAUGAUUACUAAGCGAGCCUCUCAUGGAA
Molecule: messenger RNA, 1175 nt
Organism: Capsella rubella
Lineage: Eukaryota; Viridiplantae; Streptophyta; Magnoliopsida; Brassicales; Brassicaceae
Product: guanine nucleotide-binding protein subunit gamma 3
Exons: 5
Coding region: 188-961 (257 amino acids)
Source: RefSeq, a predicted model, not a curated record